Nezara viridula (southern green stink bug) is the source of this 1910-nucleotide messenger RNA. NCBI's taxonomy places the organism in Eukaryota, Metazoa, Arthropoda, Insecta, Hemiptera, Pentatomidae. The record is from the annotation of a GenBank genome assembly.
AUACCCUAGAUAGCCACUAUCAGCGUUAUCUGUUUAUAGUAUGAUGCAACUUCAAUACAAAAUGAAACUAAUUUUUUGACAUGGAUUUAUAUCAGAUUUAGUACAAUUUUAAUUAAACCUAAUCUUCGACUGUCUCAGGUUCUGUUGUUAUUUUUUUUCAUGUCUGUGUAUUUCCAGAUUAGUCUAUAAAUAUUGUAUCUGCCCCAAGGUCAACAACAAUUCAUUAUUAAAGUUUAAUGUUGAUGGCAGCAAAUGUUUUUGAACAGAAUGAUUUGUAAAAACCUACUGCAGAUAUGUCCUCAAACGAGACGCUUUUAUUCAUUUCUGACUAGAGAUCUGUAUCCUGAAGUUAAACGAGGUCCCUAUGCAGUUUUGGCUUCGUCACACAUACAGACCUUUGAAAACUUACUUGGCAAAGAUAGAGUGAUAACUGACAAAGAUGAAUUAAUAGCAUACAAUAAAGAUUGGUUGAAUAUGGUUUGCGGUCAUAGCAGUGUUGCUCUUAAACCAAAAACUACAGAAGAAGUCUCUGAAAUAAUGAAGAUAUGUUACAAGGAACACCUUGCAGUAUGCCCUCAAGGUGGCAACACUGGAGUUGUUGGUGGCUCAGUACCUGUUUUUGAUGAAGUUAUUUUAUCUAUGUCUUUGAUGAACAAGAUACAUCACAUAGAUAUAGAUGGAGGAACAGUAAGUUGUGACGCUGGCUGCGUAUUGGAACAACUCGAUACUAAAGUUGCCAAGGAAGGAUUGAUGAUGCCACUUGAUCUCGGAGCAAAGGGAACCUGCCAAAUUGGUGGCAAUAUUGCUACAUGUGCUGGUGGUCUUCGCCUCAUUAGGUAUGGUUCUCUCGCUGCUAACCUCCUCGGCCUCGAAGUAGUACUAGCUAAUGGAGAGGUAUUGUCAAUGAUGAACCAGAUGAAGAAAGACAAUACUGGCUAUCAUCUAAAGAAUCUCUUUCUUGGUUCUGAAGGCACAUUAGGUGUCGUAACAAAAGCAGUGAUUCAAUGUGCUACACGACCUAAAUCUGUGACUUUAGCUUUCCUAGGUCUUGAUAAUUAUGAAAAUGUUGUGAAAACAUUUAGAUCUGCUAAAAACCACUUGAGCGAGACCCUGUCUUCUUGCGAGAUGAUGGAUGCUGGAUCAAUGGAGUCAGUGAUGAGACUUGGCCUUACUUGUCCAAUAAAACAAAAUCGGUUUUACAUGAUCAUUGAAACCCACGGCUCUAAUUUGAAUCAUGAUGAAGAAAAGAUGGCUGCUUUCAUCACAGAAGCUGUUGACUCAAAAGUUGUUGCUGAUGGCACUUUCACUUCUCAACCAUCUUCCAUGCUUAAUCUGUGGCAGUUGCGUGAGAGGAUCCCUGAGUCAGUCGUUCGCUUUGGAUAUAUGUAUACAUAUGAUAUAUCUUUGCCUUUGAGUCAUUUUUAUGAAGUUGUUCAUGAAACACGCAAAAGACUGAGCAAGCAUGGCUUCAGCAACCUUCCGGUGUUUGGUUGUGGUCAUAUUGGAGAUGGAAACUUGCAUAUACUUAUUGAAGGACCCUCUUAUCAAGAUGAAGUGACAAACUUACUAGAACCGUGGCUGUUUGAAUGGACCGUUAAGCAUGGAGGAUCUAUGUCAGCUGAGCACGGUCUGGGUUUCAAGAAACGUAAAUACAUUGGUCUUGGCAAAAGUUCAUCGGUUGUUGAUAUAAUGCUAUCAUUAAAGAAACAGUUUGAUCCAACUGGAAUACUUAACCCUUAUAAGGUCAUCUGAAUUAUUACAUCCCCAUCACUGUUCAUUACAGAAAUUUAUGAAACUAUGCAAUUAAAAGUUCGUCUUGUCACAUUCUAUGAAUAAAAUAUUAGUUUCUCAAAAAGUUUGAGGUUUAUCUUUUUGUUGUCACUUUGUUCUAAAUAUUCUAUUUCAUAUCA